This is a messenger RNA of Gekko japonicus, 1378 nucleotides long. It is a transcript of the gene C2CD4C, whose product is annotated as C2 calcium-dependent domain containing 4C. Bases 71 to 1378 code for a protein of 435 amino acids. The record is from RefSeq and is a predicted model, not a curated record. Lineage: Eukaryota; Metazoa; Chordata; Lepidosauria; Squamata; Gekkonidae. The transcript is spliced from 2 exons.
GCAACAGGUGGCCCCGUGGAGGAGUUGGCAGUCAGCAGAUCUUUGGACUUGCUCUGAAGGUGAACCCAAAAUGUGGCUCCUGGAGAAGAUCAGAGGCUCAGUGGAGAACGGAGGGGCUCGAGCCAGUGAGUCUGGGGACAAGCAGUCGAAGGGUCCCUUGUACAGCAACGUCCUGACCCCGGAUAAGAUCCCCGAUUUCUUCAUCCCCCCGAAGCUUCCGAUGGUGCCUCCAGAGGCAGAGGGGGCAGAAGGGAAGGCCAAGCCCAACUUGGGCACCUCGGCCUCGGAGCAGAACCUCUCGGCCCGCAAGGCCCAGCGCAGCCCCCGGUUGCCGGUGAAGGCCGCUUCGGAGAGCAAGAACCUCCUGAAGGCUGCCAGUCGGCACAUCAUCCAGAUCGAGAGUGCGGACGAGUGGGUGUCGGAGGAAGACUUCAGCACCAAUGCGGACCCCCAGUCCCAGACGGCCAUGUCACUGCCAUACGUGCCCAAAGCCCAGACCUCGUACGGCUUCGCGACGCUCAUGGAGAGCCCGCAUACGCGGCGCAAGGAGUCCCUCUUCCACAGCGAGCACACCAGCCUGUGCCCCUCCCAGUCCUCCUCGCCCAGCUCCCAGAGGAAGUCUGGCGGGAGCAAGACCAACGGGGAGAGCGCCCACCUCAACCCUUCCGAUAUCAACAUGUCGCUCAUGAACCCGUACCGCUACUUCAGUGGCGGGGAAAGCGACACCUGCUCGUCCGCCGAAUCGUCCCCCUUUGGCUCGCCGUUGCUCUCCAGGUCGGUGUCCCUCCUCAAGAUCUUCAGCCAGGAGAGCCAGUCGAAGGUCAUCAAGCUGAAGCAUUCGGUAGCCCGGAACAGUUCCCUUUCCACGGACGACAGUUCCGCCGACACCAGCCCCAGCUCACAGCGGCGCAUGCGCUCCGCCACCCCUCCGUCCGGGGGCGCGGCCGGGGGUGUGCAGCAGCAGCCUCUGGCCCCUGCCGACCCCCAAGACCGGCUCCACAAAGAACACACGAUCCGUUUGAGCAAAGGGGGCACCAUGCGCCUCGUGGUGGAGUACAACCCUUCCAACGCCCGCCUGCGGGUACGCAUUGUCACCGCGGAAAACCUCUACGACAAGCACUGCGACGCGCGGAGCAUUAACUGCUGCGUGGCUCUCUACCUGAACCCCGGGAAGCUGCAGAAGCAACGGAGCACCAUCAUCAAGAACAGCCGCAACCCGGUCUUCAAUGAGGAUUUUUUCUUUGACGGCCUGGGAGCCGGCAAUGUCAGGAAAAUGUCCCUCAAAGUCAAGGUGGUGAACAAGGGCAGCAGCCUCAAGAGGGACACGCUGAUGGGUGAGAAGGAGCUCCGCCUCACCUCCUUGCUCCCUUUUUUAUAA